This is a messenger RNA of Oryzias latipes (Japanese medaka), 4180 nucleotides long. It is a transcript of the gene specc1, whose product is annotated as sperm antigen with calponin homology and coiled-coil domains 1. Lineage: Eukaryota; Metazoa; Chordata; Actinopteri; Beloniformes; Adrianichthyidae. The record is from RefSeq and is a predicted model, not a curated record. Gene Ontology annotation, molecular function: protein binding.
GUCCGGCACAGACCGGUGUCUGAGCGCGCGAGGCGGCAACAGCAUCAUCCUGAGCUGACAAAAGCCGUUUCGGCGCUCUACUGAGCAGUGAGUGGUGAGGCAGCAGCGGUUGGGCGCUUGCAGCAUUUCCUCUUCCUGACUGCUGUGUGGAGGAAGACAGCAUUUGCUCGGAGUACUUUCAUCAACUGGGCCACAAAGCAUCCACGCUGAGGAGAUCACCGAGGAAACAAGCCCUAAAACCAAACACUGUAUGAAGAAUUUCCUGACAGCGCAGAAAUGCUCAAAGCGGGUGGUACUAAAGCGGGGCUGCCCAAGCCAGGAACCCAGGAGCGAGUAAGGCACACCUCUCUGGCCUCUCCAUCCUCCACCUCUACAGCCACGAAGACCUCCAGAUUCUCCAGCAUGUCCGCCUCCGAUCAACGCAACAGCAAGCUGAAAAGAGCCAGCAGUGAUGAUGCCUUAGCAAAGCCGGCACAGGGAGCUGCUGCCUCAGGAUCCCGACUGAAGAAGACUGUGACCUCAGGAGCCAUCUCUGAUCUGGCAGAGGCCCGCCCCCGCAGUGUUUCAAGCUCACAGAUGAUCAAGAAGUCUGGAAUCCCAGCUCCAAGAGAACCAGCUUGUUCCAUAAAUCGAGACCGUGUCUCUCUUAGGGAUCAGCAAAGGAGCUCUUCUGUUAGGAGGAUAGUUUCCAGCGCCAGCACCACUAGUCUUUCUACUUUGGCGAAGCAGUCGCGCAGUUCAACCAAGUCCCGUACAGAUGCAGAGGGCCAGGAAAGGAGCCACCUCGAGGGUCAGGUGAAGGAGCUUCAGGCGGAGACCAAAGCCAAAGACUUGGAGAUCAAAACUCUCCGACUGGAGCUGCAGCGCUGCAAAACCUCUCCAGGAUUUUCUUUAGCUUUAUCCAGCUCUGUGUCACAGCAACAGUCUGCGACUGCCAGUCAAGAAGGAGAGGUGGCUGAGGCCCUCGUCUUAGUUGGGGAGCUUAGGGAGAAAAAUAAGAAGUUUCAAAGAGAGUUGGCAGACCUUCGAGAAGAAAACCAGACUCUGAAGGAGAAACUGCUUUGCUUAGAGGCUUCUCCUCUGUCUAGUACAAACACAAGCUCCAAGCCUUUGAUAAAUGGCCUGACAUCGGACUCCUCAGUCACCCCAGAGGACAGAACAGGACACCUCUCCCCUGCUAGCCCACUUAAAACCUCUGUGUCCUGCAGUUUUGAUGUUACAAAGGACUCUACAUCCCCUGACUCCUCCGAGUUUGAGAAGAUACCAUUCUUCUCAGAGUUGGGGAGCAGUGGUGAGGCUGGGGAAGCUGUUGCAGGAGGUGCAGACAACAAUGCUGCAGGUGCAGGUCUGUCAGUGCAGAGCCUAACAGAAAAGAUCAACAAGAUGGAGGAAAGCCAUCACAGCACGGCAGAGGAACUACAGGCAACUCUGCAGGAGCUGUCUGAUCAGCAUCAGGUGGUGCAGGAGCUAACCGCUGAGAACGAGCGUCUGUCAGAGGAGAAGCGCCUCCUGCAGACCUCAUUGCAACAGCAGAGAGAGCGUGUGGAGGUGCUGACCCAGAAGAAUGAAAUGCUUUCUCUUAGACUUCAGGAGCAAGACCACGCUCAGGCUCAGAGGGAGGAGGAGCUCAGUAAACAAGGACCCAGACUAGCUGAACUGGAGCAACGGUAUGCUGAAGUGGUGAAUAGCUCUCGCUUUGAACGCGAGAAAUUAGUGAACAUUCAACAGCAGCUGACAGGCAGCCUGCGAGCCCUGGAGGAAGAACACCAGGUGACCCAAGGUGAGGUGUGUUCCCUUGAAGAGGAGAGAAACAGACUGCAGGCCGAGUUGGAGAAGGAGAUGGAAAGCAAAGGUCAGGCAUCCCAAGCUGCAGAUGAGCACAGGGCGACAGCAGAACAUCUGCGAUUGGAGAACAGCAGGCUGAAGGCACAGGUGGAUAUCGAAAGGCAAAAGCUUGCUGAGCUGAAGGCCAUGCAGAGUGCCAGUGACAGCACAGAGCUGCAGAGUUUACUGAAGACGGCCCAUGCUGAAAGAGACCGGCUGGAGGUGAUGCUGACGGAGCUGAGACAGGAACUGCAUCAGGCGCACGCUCAGACCGAGCAGGUCCGCGCCUCACUAUCCAAGGUGGAGCUCAAAUGCCAAAAUAUUCAAGACCAGGCCAACGCAAAAGAGCGAGAACUCCUAAUCAGAGUGAAGGCCCUUGAAGAAGCCGGGAUCCAGGCAGAGAACCAGGUGAAGGAGCUGAAGGAGACCAUCUUUGAGCUGGAGGACCAGGUGGAGCAGCAGAGGGCUGUCAACUGUCAUACCAGCCAAGCUGUGCUUGACAUGGAGAAUCUUGUCAAGAAACUGGAGGAGCAAAAAGCUGAUACCGAGAAACAGCUGAAAACUUUAAACAAACAAAUAAAGGACGAGAAGGAGGAGUGGCGCCGGUUUCAGGCAGACCUGCAGACGGCGGUGGUGGUGGCCAACGACAUCAAGGUUGAGGCUCAGCAGGAGCUGCGAGCGCUCAGGAGGCAGCUGGAAGAGGAGCAGGAUCGUAGCGCCAAGCUUUCUGCUGACCUGGAAGCCCUGCAGGGAGUCAGGUCUCAAGGUGAUGAGGUGAGGGUAUCCGAGUCUGAAAACAGCCCUCUCUGGUGCGGCAUCUCUGUGAUCCCCACCACAUCUCUCGACGCCAGCACAGAUGCCAACACAGAGCCUGGAGCUACUGUUAAAUCCCUCAUAAAGUCCUUUGAUACUGUUGGACAGAAUGGACCGGUUCAGAUGCAGUCCUCGUCAAGAAGCCCGCUAAGUGGGAUCCCUGUUCGAACUGCCCCCGCCGCUGCCGUCUCACCCAUCCAGAGACACUCACACAUAAAACCACUGUCAAAAACGCUGGAAAAAAGGAUCAAUCAUGGGGAAUUUUCCCAUCCUUGUGAUAAAAUGCUGAACUUCGGGAAGGAGUUAAAACCCAGUAGCCUAAUGAGGAAAAGUCCCUCUCUGGAGUCAGUCAUCAAAGCCCCCGCCUUGCUCAGCAGCCGUACAGCGCCAUUCAGCUACAGCAGGGCUAACAGCAAGCUUAGUGUGGAAAGAAGAGACCCCUUGGCUGCACUGGCGCGGGAGUACGGAGGAUCUAAGAGAAACGCUUUACUGAAGUGGUGCCAGAAGAAAACAGAAGGCUAUCCGAACAUCGAUGUGACCAACUUCAGCAGCAGCUGGAGCGACGGCCUGGCUUUCUGCGCCCUGCUGCACACGUAUCUGCCUGCCCACAUCCCUUACCAGGAACUCAUCAGUCAAGAUAAGGUCCGGAAUCUGACCCUGGCUUUCCAGGCCGCUGAGAGUGUUGGCAUCAAACCCUCCCUGGACAUAGAGGAGCUGAUGAGGACCGACAGGCCGGACUGGCAGAGCGUCAUGCUGUAUGUCUCCCAGAUCUACAAAUACUUUGAGACCUGAGCUACAGCGGAAGAAAGGAGGACAUGUUUAACAAUGAAUCUGUGGUCAGGAUUGCAGCAUACUGUAAGCUGCACACAGGAAACACAUUUUGAAUUUUGUGCAGAUUUAAGCUCGGAUAAGAUUUUAGGUUUGUCGAAACUGAGAGCUUUGAUGAGCAGAGAUUACAGACUUUCAUCACAGCGUCUGACUGAGAUUCUCUACUUGUGUGCAUGUUUGUUACCUCAAUGAUCAAAAAAAAAAACGGAAUUAUGUCAUGUUUCUCAGAAAUUACUUCUAAAAAUGUGCCAAAAUGUCCCACCAAAACAAGUUCUACCUGAUUAUCUGUGCAUGACCAGCCAAAUAGACAAAAACAUGCAGUUCAUCACUUUUGGGGAACUUUUUAGAAUCAGAUUCUCCUUGCAGAACGGAAAACUGAAUAUUCUUUCAAAAUGAGAAAAAUUAUCCUGCCAUCAGUGAUCUGAAAUGGAGCUGAGUUUUAUAGACAUAUUUUUAUGGAAAUAAACAAAUCUUCAGGUUUUGUUGUUGCAGUAUUAAUGAAUGAGUAAAUCAAAUCUUCACAUUUUACUUUCAAACAGCUGUUGUAAACUCUGCGUCUGUUUUGACUCUGAAACGGAGUUUCCAUGUUGCCGAAGACUUUUAUUUUGAAGGACAAAGUGUUAUUUAUGUAGGUACAUAUUGAAAGGUGGACAGGGUCCGUGUAGCUUUUCAGAGAGGGUGUGUUUUUUCUUAAUAAAGUAUUGUAUUUCAUUUA